AUGGCCAAUUUCACCAUUCGCAACCUGACGAUUAACCCAGUCGAGCUAGUUCACGUUCAACGAUUCGAGAGCGAGAAGAUCAAGCAGGGCAAUGUACUCUCAAAUGUGACGACUGCCAUCUCUGGCUUCCUCAACGCUACCGAGAGUGUAUCCCAUGAAAUUCACCCCAGAGGCGAAUCCAUCAAGAGUGACGAUGUAUCGAUUCGCGUCGAGCCUUUCCAGGUCAAAGAAACGGAUGUUCGGUCUGCGGACCCUGGAAAUGAAGUUGUGCGACUGACUUUCAAAACGGAAGACCAUCGGUAUGAGACAGACAUCCCAAGCCCCAGUACGAAAUCUGCCGUCAUGAAGAAGCUGGACGAUGGGCCUCACGAUUUGACCGUGGUAUACGUUCCAAACGGCGCUUUAAUUGCCAUUUUCUCUUCCGCAAAGCUCAAUGCGUGGAUGCAUGAGCUCCAGGACGACUGGCCACUGACGGUCCUGUCCAUUCCUGGCACUCACAACUCGCCUACUUGCCACAAAGCACUUCCCUCGGUUCGUUGCCAAGCUGUUGGUGUUCCAGAGCAGCUUCAAAAUGGCGUCCGCUUUCUUGACAUUCGGGUGUCGGCCAACACAGAUGACGAUGUGCUCACCCUCGUCCACAGCGCGUUUCCAAUCUCUCUCACCGGAAACAAGUACUUUGCCGAUAUGUUGGAGGACAUCUAUAAGUUCCUAGAGGAAAACCCCAGCGAGACCGUCAUUAUGAGUGUCAAGCGCGAAGGCACCGGAAAAGGCACAGACGCCCAGGCAGGCAAGUACCUCAAGAAUGGGUACGUUGAUAAGCGAAGCGACCGCUGGUGGACUGAUCCUAGGGUUCCCAAACUGGGCGAGGCUCGUGGCAAGAUUGUUCUUGUCCGUAGAUUUGGCUUGGAUGACGAGAUGAGAAACGGCGGCUAUGGUAUUGAUGCGCAGGAGUGGCCUGACAACUGCGAGGACGGCGUUGGCGGCGGUGGCGGCUUCCGCAUUCAGGACUUCUACGAAGUCACCGAAAGCCAAAAUAUUGAAAAGAAGAUCGAGUACAGUCGCGGCCAGCUAGAACGGGCCGCAGAGCAAGCCUUUGCACUUGCCGGAAUGCCCAACUACAACGCAGAAGCUCACCCUCCGCCCUUCUUCAUCAACUUCCUCAGUGCCAGCAACUUCUUCAACGCCACAUGUUGGCCUGAGAGAAUUGCCGCCAAGGUGAAUCCUGCUGUGAUUGAGUACCUUUGUGGCAAGCAUGGUGAAGAAGGUAGAGGCCCCAAGCAGCUCAAGGUUGGCACUGCAGGAACUGGUAUUGUAAUUACUGACUGGGUUGGUGCCAAUGACAAUUGGGAUCUUAUCCGCUGCAUUGUGGGCAUGAAUGCUCGCCUUCAGCUUCGAAGAUAG
Molecule: messenger RNA, 1401 nt
Organism: Pochonia chlamydosporia 170
Lineage: Eukaryota; Fungi; Ascomycota; Sordariomycetes; Hypocreales; Clavicipitaceae
Product: phosphatidylinositol phospholipase C
Exons: 1
Coding region: 1-1401 (466 amino acids)
Biological process (GO): lipid metabolic process
Molecular function (GO): phosphoric diester hydrolase activity
Source: RefSeq, a predicted model, not a curated record